Molecule: messenger RNA, 1869 nt
Organism: Pistacia vera
Lineage: Eukaryota; Viridiplantae; Streptophyta; Magnoliopsida; Sapindales; Anacardiaceae
Product: laccase-14-like
Exons: 7
Coding region: 28-1734 (568 amino acids)
Biological process (GO): lignin catabolic process
Cellular component (GO): apoplast
Molecular function (GO): copper ion binding; hydroquinone:oxygen oxidoreductase activity
Source: RefSeq, a predicted model, not a curated record
ACCUGAGAACACAAAAGCAAGAGAAAAAUGGAUACGAAAAAAAUGGGUUUGAUUUUAGGAUUGUUAGGGUUCUUUUUUCUUGAUGGUCUGCUCCUUUGCAUGGCUCGUCCCCAAAUCCGCUGUUACGAUUUUGUUCUUCAAGAAUCGAAUUUUACAAAGCUGUGUAGCACGAAAAGCUUGUUGACUGUAAAUGGCAGUUUUCCGGGGCCAACCAUCAAGGCUCGUAGAGGAGAUACCGUGAUUGUUAAUGUCCACAAUCAAGGAAAAUAUGGUGUCACCAUUCACUGGCAUGGAGUGAAGCAACCAAGGAAUCCAUGGUCAGAUGGUCCAGAGAACAUAACACAAUGUCCAAUUAAACCAGGAGACAACUUCACUUAUGAGGUGAUAUUGUCCACCGAAGAAGGAACCCUUUGGUGGCAUGCCCACAGUGACUGGACUCGCGUAUCAGUUCAUGGCGCUAUUGUUAUUUCACCUGCUGCUGGAAAAACUUACCCAUUUCCUAAACCUUACAAGCAAAGGACAAUCAUACUUGCAUCCUGGUACAAGCAAGAUGUACAGGCGAUGAUUACUAAUUCCAUUGAAACUGGAGUCAAUCCAAGCACAUCAGAUGCCUUCACCAUCAACGGCAAACCAGGAGACCGAUACAAUUGCUCCAGUGACUCAAUUUAUCGCCUGAAAGUUAAAUAUGGCAAGACCUAUCUUCUUCGCAUUGUGAAUGCCGUGAUGAACGAAGAACAUUUUUUCGCAAUUGCAAAACACAAUCUCACAGUUGUUGGGCAAGAUGGAGCAUACAUAAAACCGAUAAACACGAAUUAUAUAAUGAUAACUCCUGGACAAACAAUGGACAUUUUGUUCACCGCAAACCAAAAUCUUAGCCACUAUUACAUGGCUUCUGCUCCUUUCUUCGAUAGCACCGUUGCAUUUAACAACUCAACAACUACCGCAGUUGUUCAGUACGAAGGCAAAUACAGUGCCCCAUCUUCUCCUUUCUUCCCGAACCUUCCUUUUUACAAUAACACAGAAGCCGCAGAAAACUUCACCAAGCGCGUAAGGAGUUUAGCCAGUAAAGAACAUCCCAUCAAUGUCCCGAAAAAUAUCACCACGCGGAUUUAUAUAUCAGUAGCUUUAAAUCGAUUAUUGUGCCCCAACAACUCGUGCAAUACCACAGCGGGUGAUAGGCAAUCUGCAAGCUUAAACAACAUCAGUUUCGAGACUCCUAAAAUCGAUAUACUACAAGCAUAUUAUAGGAGGUUGGGCAACGUUUUCAAUGGAAAUUUCCCGAGUGAGCCGCUUGAUUUUUUUAACUUCACUGGAGAUGUGUCCAACAUAACAUUGUACACAGCCCAAGGGACAAAGGCGAGGAUGAUAAAUUAUGGUGAAGUGGUUGAAAUUGUGUACCAGAAUACCAAUCUUGGGGCUCCGGAAAGUCAUCCAAUGCAUUUACAUGGUUUCAGCUUUUAUCUGGUUGGGACAGGUUCGGGGAAUUUCAACAAUGUGACUGACCCUUCCACUUAUAAUUUAGUUGACCCACCAGAACUUAACACUAUUAACCUCCCUAAAAAUGGAUGGGCCGCCAUUCGAUUUAUUGCUGAGAAUCCUGGAGUGUGGUUUCUGCAUUGUCACUUAGAAAGGCAUGCAACCUGGGGAAUGGAUACAGUUCUGAUUGUAAAGAAUGGGAAAUCCAUGGAUCAGAAAAUUCGACGACCACCAGCUCACAUGCCUCCUUGUUCUUAAGUGAUCAUAUUCUUAGAAUAUUUUCUCUCUUUCAUUCAUAUUUUAAAUGUUUAAGGAAUAAUAUCAUUUAUUGUUUAAUUGAAUAAUCUGCAAAACAUAGUGUUUUGUGGUGAUGAUUUGUAAUUGUAGCAACUU